AUGCUACAGAAGACAUACAGUUGCCUGCAACGACUGAUCUCUCCAGUUUUCAUCGCUCCAACCAAUCUUAUGUUGGCUCCUUCUUGUUAUGUUCAUCAUCACAAAGAGCGCCACAAUCUGCGACUCUUUCUUGGCAUUCAACGCUCGAACAAGCACAAAGCUAACAGGAACACACACAUCAAUGAACGGAAAUUUUCUCGACUUCGUGCUAAGAAGAAUUUCAACAUUGAAUUGCCGGAUGAUGAGAUGCAAAAAAAGAGACAGAAGAUGAGUCCACUGGAUCUGCGACUUAUGUUGCUGAAGAAAGGAAUCAAUCCGUACAGAGACGUUACACCCCAAACAUGGAAAGAAUUUCAAGUGACUUUCAACUCUUGUCAUCAAGUAAUGGAUCCUUUUAUUCCAAGAGAAAAACCUUCACCUGAUAAUCCUUACACUAUUUUUCGAAAAAAUCCGUUGAAAUUAUUAGGUUUUCCUUUCUUACUCCCUCCAGAGUUCCACGAAAAAAAGGAAUCUUUGGAAUAUGCACUAUUGAGAGCAGAAGAAGGACGAUUCACAGUAUACCAGCAUAAAUAUUUUAACCACAAACAUGGCGUGAAAAGAAUACGUAAAAGAAAGGGAUUUGAAAAUUUCAGUGUUAAAACUUUCCCGACUACAGCUGACGAAAUUUAUGUUGAAGCUCACAGAGCCUUGAUGGCUCGUGACAAAACUGCAUUGCAAAAAUAUAUAACAGAAGCUGCAUUUGGGAAAAUGUGGCCGGACGUGGAAAAUGGUUCAGUAAUAUGGGAAUUAACGGAACAUAUCGAACCAUCACGCGUUGUGUCUAUUCGUUGUGCUGAUUUUCCACACCAGUCUGGGAAUGACAUUGCCCAGAUCAUUGUUCGAAUGCAUACAAUGCAGAAAAUUGCACUUUACGACCGUUUUGGUAGAUUAAUACUCGGAACAGAACAUGAAGCGAAACCAGUACUAGAAUAUGUAGUGUUCGAAAAUCAUAUUGCUAGCUUUGAUGGUACUUGGAGACUACACGACAAAGUUUAUCCAGAAUGGAUUAAGCCCAAACGAGAUUUGCCUAGGCAAACGAGAAUUUCUCAAGAGCAUUUACGAAUCCAGACCAGACAACCACUGAAGUUAGGUGGUGGUCGAGAACUACCUGUUCCUGAAGAGCAGGGAUAA
This is a messenger RNA of Cercopithifilaria johnstoni, 1170 nucleotides long. The record is from the annotation of a GenBank genome assembly. NCBI's taxonomy places the organism in Eukaryota, Metazoa, Nematoda, Chromadorea, Rhabditida, Onchocercidae.